AUGGGUCGUCCGAGGGCGAAGAAGGCCGUCGCAGAUGAGUCCAGUCGUAGGCUGCCGACCGGCACAGAACCCAACGAGACAGAGAUCCCAAAGCCUGUCACCCCGGAAACUGAGAUUGAAGACACUGAGCUUGAGACACACUUGGCUGAGCCUUUGGCUUUGGAGGCUGAGCCAAGCGAUCCGCCGGCAUCCGCGCCUGGACAAAUUCCCGACGCGUGGGUGCCUUUGCUAGGCGACCUGGGGCAACUCAACGAAACAGAAGCCAUCAACAAGCUCGAUCAGACGCCGCAACCAGAGAAUGAUUCGAUAGAGUUUUUAUCAACCGGGUCCCCUAUGGAGCUCGUUGAAAUGACUGCAUUUGAUGGGAUGCCUUCGUUUUUGGAUGAUAUGUCGAGCUCUCUUCAGCCUCAAGCCUCUACAUCAGGGAUGCCCGUGGGACUUUUUGAUCCCCAUGACAUGCUAUCGUUUGCCUUGCCACCUAUGAACGCAAAAUCAGAUGUAAAUGAUUCGCUGUCGAUGCAGCAGCCCCAGCCAUCCAUGACCCGAGAGUCAUGCAUGUGCCAACACUCAAUCACAUCAUCAUCCGGAGGCAAUCCCAUGUUGGUUCCUUGCAAUAAGGAUCAACCAAAUCAGCUGCUACGCUAUUCAUCAACCUCGUUUCAAGAUGCGAGUUGUUCGCCUCGAGAAGAGAGCUCGGAAUCGCCAUCAAAUGCCUCGCAACCCAGCGACUCAUCAUCGAGCCUUCAUGCCAGUCGUGAAAGCAGCUCUGAAUUGUCCUGGCGCACAACGCAAGUCACAUUAGUCCAAACUCAAUGCGACUGCAUUCAAACGAUUUCGAAACGCAUUGCAGGUCUGAAGCUAGAGCAACAGAGCUCAAGCUUCAUGCCAAUAGACUGUGUCUUGAUGCUGGAGAAGGAGGUGGAAGAAUCGCUGGCUCAUCUCCACAAAUGUAAAAACUGCCGACUUGACAGUAUCUUGCAUCUAUUGGCGUUGGUUAGUGUCCGCAUGAUGCUCGAUAUUCUGCAAAAGACUGCUCGCAGCGAGUUUGUGUCGAGACCCAAGUCAACGCCAGACAACAGCUCAAGUGGCGACAUUGUCCUUUGCGUUGGUAACUUCAAGGUUCCAUCACGAGUACGAUUUAGGUUUCUUCGAAAGGCUUUGCAAGCUCGGUUUCAUAAAUUGGUGGCAUUAAUCGAAGAGCGAGAAAGACUAGUGACUGGAAAGAAGCAAGACAGUUUCUCAAAGUCGGCAUCUUCACUGUUGGGUGAUAUAUCACGGGGUUUGCGGACUACCAUGGGGUGGAUUGAGUUGUGGAAUGCGAGGCAGGCUUAG
Molecule: messenger RNA, 1332 nt
Organism: Trichoderma aggressivum f. europaeum
Lineage: Eukaryota; Fungi; Ascomycota; Sordariomycetes; Hypocreales; Hypocreaceae
Exons: 1
Coding region: 1-1332 (443 amino acids)
Source: RefSeq, a predicted model, not a curated record